Messenger RNA from Chelmon rostratus (copperband butterflyfish), 999 nucleotides. RefSeq names its product S100 calcium binding protein U (gene s100u). The record is from RefSeq and is a predicted model, not a curated record. Gene Ontology annotation, molecular function: calcium ion binding. Gene Ontology annotation, cellular component: perinuclear region of cytoplasm. Lineage: Eukaryota; Metazoa; Chordata; Actinopteri; Chaetodontiformes; Chaetodontidae. The transcript has 3 exons. Bases 166 to 933 code for a protein of 255 amino acids.
AAAGAAAAAAAGCCUAAAUCACGGAAGAGAUUCUGCUGUCCUACUAGUUUGGCAAGUUCUCUGGGCUCAAAGCGGCGCAGAAAGGCGGAGAAGCGGGCAGAAACUCAAAUUUGCGCACAUUUCUACACUUCUCUUGUCCCGCACACAGUUUACGAGAGAGGAGUCAUGGAGGCUGCCAUUCAGACCCUGGUGAAGGUCUUCCUGAAGUCGGGCAAAGGAAAGGAGAGUCUAGGAAAGAAAGAAUUCCAGAACCUCGUCAAGUCCCAGCUCUCCAACAUCCUUUCGGACACAGAAAGCAAGGAGGCCGUCAACAACAUGGGCCAGGGGCUGGAUGCCGACCAGGACGGCAAGGUUGGUUUUGAGGAGUACAUGAAGCUGGUUGGCUACCUGGCGGUCUCGCUCAGCGAGCAGCGUGGCCUCGCCAAAGAGGAGCCUGCCCAAAACACUGCGUCCGCACAAGUGGAACAAAGCGCCCUGGACAAAGAGGAGGGGAAGCUAGAGGCAAAUGCAGGGCCAAAGGAGGAGGUGAAGCCAGAGGCAAGUGGAGGGGCAAAGCCAGAAGCAACUCCUGAAGUAAAGGUAGAAGCAAAUGCAGACCCGAAGGUGGAAGUAAAGGUAGACGCAAAUGCAGACCCGAAGGUGGAAGUAAAGGUAGAUGCAAAUGCAGACCCGAAGGUAGAAGUAAAGGCAGAAGCGAGUGCAGACCCAAAAGUAGAAGCAAAGGCAGAGGGGGCGACGGAGGAUGAGGCAGCAAAGGAGGAGGAGAAGCCAGGGGCGGCGGUUGCAGCGGCAGUGGCGGCGGCAGCAGAUGCUGCGGCAGCAACGGGAGUGGAGGUGUCCGUGAAAGAAGGGGAGAAGGUGGAGGAUGCUGCAGACAAGCUGGUUGCAGCUGCAGAGGAAGUGGAGAAGAAGACAGAGGAGGCGACCUCAUAGGGGACAAUCCAUUCCUUCAAAAAAAAAAAAAAAUCACACUAUGCAUUUAACACUACACAAAACACA